Molecule: messenger RNA, 7703 nt
Organism: Choloepus didactylus (southern two-toed sloth)
Lineage: Eukaryota; Metazoa; Chordata; Mammalia; Pilosa; Megalonychidae
Gene: ARHGEF4
Product: Rho guanine nucleotide exchange factor 4
Exons: 14
Coding region: 16-6012 (1998 amino acids)
Biological process (GO): intracellular signal transduction
Molecular function (GO): guanyl-nucleotide exchange factor activity; protein binding
Source: RefSeq, a predicted model, not a curated record
CCCCGCUCGGCCACCAUGCUGAGCGUCGUGCACUUCCUCCGGAGCCUGUUCCAGACUCUACAGCCAGGUGCACACUUGCCAGGUGAAUGUAAGAGCGAAGACAGCCAGCUCCCCAUUUCCCCUGCAGAACCAGAGGACCAAGGAUGGAGCCAGGAAACAGACCACGAGGACUUUGAGACGCUCUCCCACCAGAGUGACAGCAGAUCGGACACAAAGUCUUACCCCUUUGAAAGUGCUUCCGACACAGAACCCCUGCCUGGUGACCUCCCUGCAGGUGGGGCCUCCCCAGAGAGAGAAGCAAAUUGGGUGUGCCCUCACGUCCCAGCAGCGAGACCUCUUCAGGAGAAGUCUUCAACACCAGUCCCUGAGACUGGCCCAAAGGAGGAACUAGAUUCGUCCUCUGGCUUAAAGGGAGAGACUUAUGGAAGAGAGUUUAUGGUCUCCGCUGCAGUCUCUGGAGAAGAGGAGGCAGAACACAUUGGGGACAGCGUGGCCAGCCUCGAGCAAGGGUCUUUGCUGGCCGGGGCUCCUCUGCAUGCCAGGGCCCACUUGCAGGGUGCCACGACCAGCCUUCCGCCAGCAAAGGCAGUGACUGCACAAGGCCCAGGGGUGUUCUCAGCAUUUUCUCAUCAGAAAUCCAAGCCUGAGAGCUGUCUGGGUGCCCCAGCCAUCUGUCCCUUCCUUUUCUGGUGCUGUGAACUGGGUCGGAGUUGGCCACAAAUCCACCCCAGAAUCAGGGGGCCAGGGCAGCUUCCUUGCAGAGACUCCCUGCACAGCACAGCCCCUCUGGGGUCCAGGACAGAAAAGGGGAAUACUCCAGAGGACACGGACUCACUCCUGUACCAGCCCUGCUUGGAUGCCCCCCGCCAGCCCUCUUGCCUCCUCCACACCAAGCUGUACCACAGUACCCAGGAAAAUGCUGGUGAUCAGGGCAGGGCACGCUUGGGGCAUCGCUGUGUGCACACAGGGACACUGACCAGGGCCCGUUCUAUUGCAUGUUUCCCUCUAGGAUAUCCCACGGAUCCUCCAAGGGAGAACUCUGGGAAGGUUGGGGCCCAUUUGAAGGAAGGGACAGAAGCAGAACGAGAUCCAAGAACUCAAAACACACUUUGCCUUCUUCCCACCCACCUGCCUCCUUUGCGUCCUGCUCCUCCCUGCAGGACUUCUUUGCAGGAUCGGUACAAACCCAGUGGCCUUAGUUUGAAAAGGGCCCCUCAGGACCCACCCUCUGAGGAUCUCCAGCAGGAAAACCAGUUGGGGCAGGAUUCAAGGACAUGCCCCGGCCCUUCGUGUGUUACUUCAGAGUUGGGGAACGUCAGCGCUGAUGCAGUGCUGGCGCCAGCCUCCUGCAAGUCCAAGCACAGCCCGGAACACAGACCGGAGCAGCCCAGAGGCGUCGGCCCUGCACCGCAGGCCUCCGAUGGGAGUGAUAAACAGAAGCAGCUUCAGGACAUUUCUGUUGAGGCAGGAAACCGAAUCAGAAAUCACACAUCAAAGCAUGCUCUCGGUGAGGAAAGAAAACUCUCUACCAGGGCCCGGUUCCCACGCCGUUCUAGCGGUGGCGGUACCGAGGUGUGGGACGGAGCCCUGAUGGGUUGUUCCGAAGGGAAGGAUAGUCCAGAUGCUCCAGAAACCACCGUGAAAUCAGAGCGAUUAGACACUUCAAAGGAAGCAGAAGACGCGAUGGUUCUAGACCCCAAUUGCAGGAACAAUGCGGGGCAGGGUGUUUCAGAAGGAGCAGCCGCCACGGUGUCUCACUGCGGCCGCGACGAUGGGGAGUGUGGCGUUGAACCGCGCGAUCGACGAGCCAGCCCGCAGGUGGAGCGCACAGCCGGUCGCGCCACUCCCGGGUGCAAGUCCCCUCUCAUCAUUAUAGCGGUGGAGCAGAAAGGUCUGCAGGCCACCAGAAGGAAGGUGGAGGCUCUUCCAGAAACACAGGCGAGUGAGAUUCUGGAGGAGAGCCCUGGAUCUCCUUAUAGUACUGGCUUCAGCAGUGUGUUUCCCGGGACUGGACAACCAAAACCUUUUGGCAAUGAGAGUGGGGGGCCAGCAUCCCCCAGCCUGGGAAUGGAAGAUCGAGCACUUCCUGAGCCGUCUGAAGCCGCAGAUCCUGGGAGAGUUCUGAUCCCGCAGGCUGUUUUUAAAGAGAGGACCGCCGACAAAGCUGGUUUCUUCUCCGGGAAGCCGUGUUCCCAGGAAUGUGCCUGGAGCGUGCGCCCCGCAGAGCAAUUGCCUGGGGAAAACAAGAGCUCAGGUGUCGGGGCAGUGGGUGAGAACCCUGCUCUGGAAGCAGCACCCGGGCCGGUAGUCUCGGCGUCUCUGCCAGGUCCCUGUGGUGAGAGCCAGCACGCGGAGGGAGCCCGGGACGACUGUCACGGAGCAGCACCGAGUCCCGAGGGCAGGAGCGAGGCGCAGGAAAGUCCGGACGCGGCUGCGGGGGCGCACUGCCUGCGCGCCCCCAGAGGAAAGCAGGACAGCGAUGAUGACCACGAGCGCAGCGGCAGGUCGCCUGGGGAGACCGCCGCCCCCGCCCCAGUGAAGGAGAUCCAAAGUCCAGCGCCCGGGAGGGCCCAGUUGCUGCGAUGCCCGCGCCGACUCGACAAGGCCACUCCAAAGCUCCCGGGGCUCCCCAAGGCGCCCUCCCGCAGGAGCAAUCAGCCCUCAGCAGCCGAGAACGCGGGCGAAGGCCCGGGAGGCCUGGGAGUGGUGGGCGCAGAGGAGCGCGCGGCCUGCCCGGGUGUGCCCAGCCCUGCAGCGCGGCCGCAGGCGAGGGGUGCAGCGGCUUCCUUGGAGGAGCCCGGCCCUGUCGCCCAGAACCUGCCCGGCGCGACCAGCGCGCCCGAGGAGUCCGGGAGCAGGACAUCCUCAGGAAACGCGGACUGGAGCGCGGCUCCUGGUCCAGUCCGUCCGGGCUCAGGAGGAGGAGCUGGGCGGGCAGAAGGCGGUGGAAAGAAGACGCCAGGUGACCUCCUCAGCAGAAGGCUUGCUUCCCAAAGCUGCAAGGGAGGGAAACGCAAAACUCCAGAGAAAACUUUCAGGGCUAGGUUGGCCUUAGCCCACAAGACGCUCUCCAAUUUUUUUGAGUCGAAAGUUUUAGAAAAAGAGAGCCCUGAGGAAUGUUCUCCAGGUUCUCUUAAGGGCGAGAAGGAGAAGAGCAGGCUGCGCCCGAGUUCCUGGCGGACAUUGCUGAAAAGCAAAGAUGCGGAAGGACCAAGGAGGAAUGCCUUGGCGAGUCUGGCUCGGGCACCGGAAGUCCAGGGUCCCCUCGGAUCGUCCCCAUCCAUGACCAACAGCCCUGAGGAGGAGGAGACUGCGGGCAGCCAGAGCUACGUUUUCAGAGCUCACUGGGCACCCCAGUAUUCCCCCUCUGCCACCUUGUCAUCCAUCAGUUUGGGGUCCCCAGAUAACAGAAGAAAAAGUGAGCCAGCCAUCAAAUGCACAGCCCCCAGGGAAGGAGGCCGGUGCCUACCUUCAGGAGACUUUCCUGAAAAGUCCGGGCAGACCUCGCCCUCCAGCCCUGGUGCCCAGCAGCUGGGGAUCAGCCGCGCCCUUCCCUCCAGCUCUGCCUGCUCCUUGGCAGCCGGCGGCCAAGGCGUGCCCUGCAGACCCAUGAGCCCCAAGCCCUGGAGCCCAAGGAAGCCUUGUGCUCUGUGCAGGGACCUCGGCUGCCCCGCCAAGGCCACCUUCAUCUCCAUGGUUUCUCUGGGGAUCUACAACAAUGUGGACAACAGUUCCAAGGCCCCUGAAAGGUCCAAAACCCGGACAAGCCUCCUCCUUUCUCUGCAGACCCUACACCAGGAGGACCCCAAGGAAGAGGGCGGGAAACGAGGCCCAUGUCAUGGCUGCCUGGAUGCAGGGUCCUGGGCCUGGGACCUCCCUGGAGGUGAGAUCCUCUCUGCUCCCCAGAACCACAGCCCACAGGAGGACCCACCAGACGAAAAGCCCAGCUGCACCCACAGUCAGAGAGCACCUCACACUGAGCAAGCUCAGAGCCCACUUUUCGCCACUGGGAGGGUGGUGUGGACCCUCCCCCUCAUCUUUGCUGAGGAUACCCCCAGGGGUGCUCCGUCAGAGCCCAGGACCAGUCUCCAGUACCCACACAUCAGUUUGGAUGACCUGUGGCUGGAGAAGAUGCAGAGAAUGCAGUUGGAGAAGCAGGCCCAGAUUGAAAUGAAAAUGCACAGAGGGACAGCACACAAGGAUGGAGUCAAAUGUUGGAGGAAGACGGCUUCUACCCCUCCAGAGUCUUUGACUCUCCCUAGAAGAAAUCCUCCAUUUUCCAAGAGUGCCCCGAUGGGACUGAACCACAUGGACUGGCCAGUGCACGUACCUGACCCUGUGAUGCCUGACGGAGUGCUGGACAAGGCGAUGCACGCGGACGAGGCGGGCAGCGAGGAGGACCUGUACGAGGAGAUGCACAGCUCCUGCCACCACUACAGUCACCCUGGAGGGGGUGGCGAGCAGCUGGCCAUCAACGAGCUGAUCGGUGAUGGCAGCGUGGUCUGGGCUGAGGCACUCUGGGACCAUGUCACCAUGGACGACCAAGAACUGGGGUUCAAAGCCGGGGAUGUCAUCGAAGUGAUGGAUGCCACCAACCGAGAGUGGUGGUGGGGCCGCGUGGCCGACGGCGAGGGCUGGUUCCCAGCCAGCUUUGUGCGGCUGCGGGUGAACCAGGACGAGCCAGGAGACGACGAGGCCCCGCGGGCCGGGGACUACGGGGGCGUGGGCGGCCUGGGCGAGGACGGCGGCCCCGGGCGCCCCGGCGCAGCGCCCAGCAGCAAGGAUCAAAUGCGCACCAACGUCAUCAACGAGAUCCUGAGCACCGAGCGCGACUACAUCAAGCAUCUGCGCGACAUCUGCGAGGGCUACAUCAGGCAGUGCCGCAAGCGCGCCGACAUGUUCAGCGAGGAGCAGCUGCGCACCAUCUUCGGGAACAUCGAGGAUAUCUACCGCUGCCAGAAAGCCUUCGUGAAGGCCCUGGAGCAGAAGUUCAACAGGGACUACCCGCACCUCAGCGAGCUGGGCGCCUGCUUCCUGGAGCACCAAGCGGACUUCCAGAUCUACUCCGAGUACUGCAACAACCACCCCAGUGCCUGCGUGGAGCUGUCACGGCUCGCCAAACUCAGCAAGUACGUGUACUUCUUCGAGGCCUGCCGGCUGCUGCAGAGGAUGAUUGACAUUUCCCUGGACGGCUUCCUGCUGACCCCAGUACAGAAAAUCUGCAAGUACCCCCUGCAGCUGGCCGAGCUGCUCAAGUACACCCACCCCCAGCACAGGGAUUUCAAGGACGUCGAAGCUGCCUUACACGCCAUGAAGAACGUGGCCCAGCUAAUCAACGAACGGAAGCGGAGGCUAGAGAACAUCGACAAAAUCGCUCAGUGGCAGAGCUCCAUAGAGGACUGGGAGGGGGAAGACCUCUUGGUCAGGAGCUCGGAACUCAUCCACUCCGGGGAGCUGACGCGGGUCACACAGCCACAGGCCAGGAGCCAGCAGAGAAUGUUUUUCCUCUUUGACCACCAGCUCAUCUACUGUAAGAAGGAUCUUCUCCGGCGGGACGUGCUCUACUACAAGGGCAGGGUGGACCUGGACGGCCUGGAAGUGGUGGACGUGGAGGAUGGAAAGGACAGAAGCCGCCAUGCCAGCCUGCGCAAUGCCUUCCGGCUGCAGGCCGGGGCCUCAGGGGAGAGCCUCCUGCUGUGCGCCAGGAAGCCCGAGCAGAAGCAGCGCUGGCUCAAGGCCUUCGCCAGCGAGAGGGAGCAGGUGCGGCUGGACCAGGAGACAGGCUUCUCCAUCACUGAGCUGCAGAGGAAGCAGGCCAUGCUGAAUGCCAGCAGGCAGCAAGCCGCAGGGAAGCCCAAAGCCAUCAGCCGGCCCUACUACCUGACCCGUCAGAAGCACCCAGCUCUGCCCACCAGCCUGCCGCAGCAGCAAGUCUUGGUGCUGGCAGAGCCCAAGCGGAAGCCAUCUACCUUCUGGCACAGCAUCAGCCGGCUGGCACCCUUCCGCAAGUGAGCCCAGACGCUCCCAAUGGCACUUUGGACCUGGCCCAGCCACAGGCUAGGACUUCUUGACGGCUCCUCCAGCUUUGCCUCCUGCACCUCUGCUUCCAGCACCCUCUGCCUAUUUAUUUUACCAACUGGAAGUGAGCAGGGCUGAAGCAAGGGGAUGCUUGGUGCCUCCAGGAGUGAGUCAGGUUCCUGGUUCCUGACUUUAGCUUCUUCCCACACUGGUGAACUGAAGAGGCCAUGCGGGUUCAGUCAGGGGAGCCCCAGCACAGCUCAGCUCUCAGCCCCUUCUGCCCGCAGACCUGGGAAGGGUGGCUCAGAUGCCAGCGCUCCACUCUCGCAGCCCAGAGCCCACACACCUGGGAAGGCUCAGGCCACUGUGGACAGUCUUUGGGAUUCUAAUCAACCCUCCUCCUCUUGCUUCCACUGGGCAGGACACAAGACUCGGGCCUUUAGCUCUGCCUGCAAAGCCAGGCUGCGAGCUCCUCGGCCCCUCCGCCUUUUGCAGACCCUAGCCUGGCCCCCAGCCCGUGGUGUCAGCACCUGCAACCCCUGGGCAUGGGAACCAGGACUCCUGUGUGGAAAGACCUGGCCCAGAGCCAUGCACUUUCCCUCCCAGCCCUUCUAGACACACCUGGCUGCUGGACUCCUCAUGUGUGAUGUGUUUAUUUAUAGUGGAAAGAAAACAAAGCCGCCAGUCAGCUCUGUGCUCCCAUCAGGGUCUGCCCCAGUACCGGGAGCUGCGGGUUGGCUCCAGACCCUGGUUCCCACAUUCCUUGUUGGAUUCUGUCUUGUCUUUCUAAUGAUGGAGGAAAAUGAGUAAUGUUGUUGGUGACAUAGAAAGAUUGCCUUACCCCAGUCAGCAUGAGAAGCCAUAAGGACUGGUUCUGCGGCCAGCACCCAGGACCAACCAGCCCAAGGCCUGGCGUGUGGGUGGAAGGACCCACAGCCGCUGAGGGGGAGGCCUACCCCGGCCCCUGGCCCUCGGGAAUUCAGCAGCACGUAGUCACUCUUGCACUGAACCUUCUCCAAGCCAGAAAUGACGUUUACUUUCAUAAAGAAACUUGGGCGUGACCUGGCUGCCUGCUGUUCUCUGCUCGUCUGUGUGUCAUCCCGGCUCACCCACAGAUGGGGUUUAGAGUCAGGGGGCUCUGGGGCUCUCGGGCUCUGGGGAAAACAAGCCAGGUGCCUGGGCCAUGGUGCUGAGAGGCACGUGGGGGUGGGAUGGGCUGCAGCAGCACAGAAGGGGAGUGUGGUCCGAGCGGGCUUGGCCAUGGGGCUAGGGUUAGCCUGGAAGGAUCCAGGGAUCCUGGAAUCAGGGGACAGCACCCCAGAGACUGUGUUUAGUUGAAGCUGGCAAAGGUGAGUUUGGGGGUAGAUGACACUUGAUCUUUCUGGGGAAGAUGCCUCAUCCCAGGACAACCUGGAACACACGAUGUGGGAGAAGAGGGGGGUGCGGCUGCUUCCCUUCCUCGCCCACCUCGGGAACCAGGCCAUUGAGGGCAAAAGGCCACUGUCCUGUUCCCAUGACCCCUGACAGUCUCCUAACUGCAGACCAGACACCACACCCCCAACCCCAAAACCCAAAUGCAAAAUCACGAGCACCACAUAUGCAACACAAGUCAAUCUUUAUUGAAAACUGCAGUAUUAAUACAUAACAAUUCUUGUUACAAUAAACGUGCUUUUAAGAAUUUUAAA